Lampris incognitus (smalleye Pacific opah) is the source of this 4764-nucleotide messenger RNA. RefSeq names its product zinc finger protein 711 (gene znf711). NCBI's taxonomy places the organism in Eukaryota, Metazoa, Chordata, Actinopteri, Lampriformes, Lampridae. Gene Ontology annotation, cellular component: nucleus. Bases 225 to 2834 code for a protein of 869 amino acids. Gene Ontology annotation, molecular function: metal ion binding; DNA-binding transcription factor activity, RNA polymerase II-specific; RNA polymerase II transcription regulatory region sequence-specific DNA binding. The record is from RefSeq and is a predicted model, not a curated record. The transcript has 8 exons. Gene Ontology annotation, biological process: regulation of transcription by RNA polymerase II.
GCCUAGCAAAGAGUGCCCGGGGAUCCAAAACUGCAGGCCGCACUUAGCUUACCGUCAAAAAUAAACCAAAACAAUAACAGACAAAACUGAGAACGGGAAGAAACGCCGAUACACACGGAAGACUUCGUUAUCAGGUCUCCUUCUACUGAUGGAAGGAAGCACCAACCCAUUAGUUUUAUUCUAGAGUCUUGCAUCAAAUGUAAAGGACUUAACUUAGUCAAGACAUGGACCAAGGUGGAGGGGUGCUGGAAUUACACACUCAGGAGCUGAAGAUGCCCCAUACUAUGAUCAUGCAGGACUUCGUGGCAGGAAUGGGAGGCUUGGCUCAUAUUGAUGGGGAGCACAUUGUGGUGUCAGUGCCCGAGGGCAUGCUUCUGUCUGAUGUGAUGACAGAUGAGGGCAUCCUGCUGGAGCACGGCCUUGAGGUGGAAGGCCUGGAGACGCAGGUUGUGGAAGGCCUGGAGACGGAGGUAGUAGAAGGCUUAGAGACAGAGGUAGUGGAGAGCCUAGAGACAGAUGUGGAGGGCCUAGAGGCAGAAGUGGUGGAUGGCCUACAGACCCAAGUGGUAGAGCUGGAGGCUCAGGUGGUUGAGGGCCUGGAGGGGGAAGUGGAAGUUGAGGGUCUAGAGGCACACGUGGUGGAGGGCCUUGAGACUGAAGUAGACGUUGAGGGUUUGGAAGCCCAUGUUGUGCAGGGCUUGGAGGAGGAGGUGGAGGUGGAAGGCCUUGAAUCCGAAGUUGUCGAAGGUCUCGAAGUAGAUGUGGGAGACCUACAGCCUGAAACAGUGGAGAGUCAUGAAAUCAGAAAUGAAGACAUGGUUCCCUCAGAACAUAAUGUGAUCUUGCCUGAGAACAUUCUGGGGACAGAGGUUGCUAUUGAAGAAGCUCUCGACCCUCACCACCACCACCACCACCACCACCACCACGUCCUGACUUCUGACCUCAUCCAGGACUCGGACCAUCAACAUGAUGACAUGCCUGACCAGGUGUUUGUGGCAGAGCUUCUAUCUGAGCAUCAGGACAAUACCCUGGACCAGCAGCUUGUGUCCGAAGGUGUGAUGGUAGCAGAGGCCGAUUCUGAAACCAUUAUCCAUGAGCAGCUGCCAACAGAGGCUGUCACCCUGCAGACAGACGAGGAUGAUGAUGGCAGAAGCAGCUCUGAGGAUUACCUCAUGAUCUCCUUGGAUGAGGUUGGGGAGAAGCUGGACAUCGGAGACACACCUCUGGAAAUCAGCACAGAGGUGAUGGAAGACAAGGAAUCUAAAGAAGAGGAUGGAUCUGAGGUCAUCAAAGUCUAUAUUUUCAAAGCUGAAGCAGAUGAUGAUUUGGGAGGGACAGAGGUGAUAACGGAGGAUGAUUACCAAAAUGGUCAUCCUGAUCUGGAAGCUGCAUCUUCAGGCAGACUAGGAGUUGGCCGUGACAAGAUGGUCUACAUGGCAGUCAAGAAUCAUCCUAAAGAAGAAGAGGAUGAGGAUGAGGAGGAGGAUGACGACAGCGACGAUGAUGAUGAUGACAUCAGUAACAGCAUUGACCCUGUAAAGAAUGGAGCAGCCACAUCUUUUCUGCAAAUCAGAGAGGGACUGGGUACCAACCGUGCCCUCAAACCCAAGACGAAGAAAAAGAAGAAGGGGGAAACACGGCAGUGUCAGACUGCUGUUAUCAUUGGCCCAGAUGGCAUGCCUCUGACCGUCUACCCUUGCCAUAUCUGUGGAAAGAAGUUCCGCACACGAGGCUUCCUUAAGUGCCAUAUGAAGAACCACCCAGACCACCUGCUAAAGAAAAAGUACCAGUGUACAGACUGCGACUUCACCACCAACAAGAAAGUGAAUUUCCACAACCACCUGGAGAGCCACAAGCUGCUGAGCCACCACACUGAGCGGUCUCCAGAAUACACAGAGUACACACGCCGCUACCACGAGUCCAGCCCCCUGGGCUCCGACAAGCUCAUCGUCAAGGACCGGGAGCCCAAACUGCACCACUGCAAGUACUGUGAUUAUGAGACAGCCGAGCAGGGCCUGCUCAACCGCCACCUGCUGGCCGUGCACAGUAAGAACUUCGCUCAUGUGUGCGUGGAGUGCGCCAAAGGCUUCCGUCACCCCUCGGAGCUCAAGAAACACAUGCGGACCCACACGGGUGAGAAGCCCUACCACUGCCCACACUGCGAGUUCCGCUGCGCUGAUCAGUCCAACCUAAAGACUCACAUCAAGAGUAAGCAUGGCGCAGACCUGCCCUUCAAGUGCAGCCACUGCCCACAGGCCUAUGCUGAUGCUCGGGAGCUCCAGCGUCAUAUAGAGAUGGUGCAAGGCCACAAGACCCACCAGUGCCCACACUGUGAGCACAAAAGCACCAACUCCAGUGACCUAAAGCGUCACAUCAUCUCUGUGCACACCAAGGACUUCCCUCACCAAUGUGAUGUGUGCGAGAAGGGCUUCCAUAGGCCUUCAGAGCUGAAGAAACAUGCGGAGACACACAAGGGCAACAAGGUGCACCAGUGCAGGCAUUGUAACUUCAAUGCUCCAGACACCUUCACCCUGAGUCGCCACAUCCUGUCCUUGCAUACAAAGGACCUCCCGUUUAAGUGCAAGCGCUGCCGGCGAGGCUUCCGGCAGCCUGCAGAGCUGAAGAAGCAUAUGAAGACGCACAGCGGGAGAAAGGUUUACCAGUGCCAGUAUUGCGAAUACAACAGUACGGACGCUUCUGGCUUCAAACGCCAUGUCAUCUCCAUCCACACCAAGGACUACCCCCACCGCUGUGACUACUGCACCAAGGGCUUUAGGAGGCCUUCAGAGAAAAGCCAGCACAUAGCCAGGCAUCACAAAGACAUGUUAAUGUAAUGUCAUCAUCACAUAGCACACACAGAAAUAAACACACCCACACCUCUUUCGCUAGAAAAUCUGUCACACACCCAGAGAUAAUCUUGUCAAUUAACAGAGGAAUGAUGGGUAUAGACUGUUUGAUGAUUAUGACAUCAUUCUAACUGAUGACCAUUCUGUGUUUUGUGGUGAAAUGGGUCUAGUCCCCCAACCCCCCUACACCCCACCCCACCUCCCAAAAAAAAAAAAAAGAAAUGUAACACAAGAAAUUAAUUUUAGGUUGGGGGCAAAGUUAACAAAGUGUAUAAAUAUAGUAGGACCGCUGUAUCUUUUGUCUUGUUUGUUGCAGAGGAUUCACAUAUGAACAUAUAUUCAGGGGUUUCAAAUUUCUAUAUUUUUAUACCCACUCGGCUAAAAUGCUGCAAUAUGACGACUGUGUCCUGUAAUAUAGAAAGUGGUGCUUUGUGAACGUCAUGCCAGUUCUUCAGAUGAUAUGAAAUGUGUAUAGGAGAAAUUUGGCUCCAUAGUACUUCCCCCUUACUAACCAGCUUUUACCCUGACAUUUUAUUUUUAUUUUUUUCAAAUGCCAUCUCAACAUUAACUUGAGGGCCAGGGCUAUUUGCAAGAUCAAAAAAAAAUUGACCAUGUUUACUUACAUAAUGCACCUUAAAAGAAUAUUCCAUAAAUCAAACAGUCCCUCAAUUUUGUAUUGCUGUGGUUUCCCUCUCAAACCUGCGCACUAAAAUAGUGCCAAUAAAUUAACCAUGUAUAUUGUGUGUACUGUUCUAGAGAAUUUAACCUGUUCAUGUGGAUUUUAAGAAUGGGUGGAGCAGUAGUGUCUAGAAAAGAAAUGGGUUCAGUUGAGCAAUCAGUGGAAUAUUCUUUUGUUGCUAACAAACAUAAAAAAAAAACCCAUACAUAACCCAAAACAUAGCAUAAAAUCAACCCAUUUCUGGAACAGCUUUCUUUUCCCCUGAUGGCACAGAUUACUAAUCACUGUAUCGAUGUUUUGUGAGCUUGGCAGAUGUUUAAGUGCAGAAUGUUGGAUGAACCUCUGAUGUAUUUUUUUUCUUUUUUCUCCCUGACUGCCUCUGUAAGAAGUGUAUGUGUGAUAUUACCAGUGACACAGAUGUGCUCUCUCUGCUAACCAUUUGAUUGCAACCAUGCCUUACAUCUGUUGGUAUUUAUUCCUCAAGCACUGAACACGACUGAUCAAAAAAGACAAGUGAUUUUUUUAUUGUCUCAGACAUGCUUUAUGAAUACCAUUCACCGAGAGAUUGCGUAUGUUCGAGUUGGUAGAAAGCACUUUAAUUACCUUUUUUUUUGUAAAUUACAUGUGCGGGGAGUAUGUAUGUAAUCCCUGGAAAAUAGACAAUUACUGAGCUUCGUGAGUGGAUAAAGACUUUUUGAGUGUUGUUGCCUCACAGGUGAGAAAGUAUCAUCUGCCAUCAAUGAUCUGUCAACUAAAGUGAAACCAUCUGUUGUUCUGUUCUAUGGAUAAGUGAAUGGGUUUUGUGUUUCUGUCUGUGUUCACUAACUCCAUUUCCCAGACCGUACAAGUUCGUAAGUGAAUCCCAAGCAUGGGAUGUCACCUUCAAAUGUAAUGGACAUAUUGGCAUUAGUCUUAAAAGUAUGCACAUAUGCUGUCUCAUAAAAUUAAUUGUAUGUGUGUGUGUGUGUCUAUAUAUAUAGACACACACACACACAUAUACACACACAUAUACAUGUGUAUAUAUAUAUAUAUAUGUACACAUGUAUGUGUAUAUGCGUGUGUGUAUAUAUAUAUAAUUAUACACGUGUAUAUAUUAUAUACAUAUAUAUAUAUACACACAUACAUAUAUACACACACACACACAUAUUAAAGAUCCAUGCAUUUUGUGUACCUUUAGUCUAAUUUUCUUUCAGUCUGAUUGUGGAUAAACUACUGGUGGGGAGGAACCAAAAUAAACAA